Messenger RNA from Myripristis murdjan (pinecone soldierfish), 4501 nucleotides. RefSeq names its product GTF2I repeat domain containing 1 (gene gtf2ird1). The transcript has 28 exons. The coding region runs from base 302 to 3412 and encodes 1036 amino acids. NCBI's taxonomy places the organism in Eukaryota, Metazoa, Chordata, Actinopteri, Holocentriformes, Holocentridae. Gene Ontology annotation, cellular component: nucleus. Gene Ontology annotation, molecular function: DNA-binding transcription factor activity. The record is from RefSeq and is a predicted model, not a curated record.
CCAGGGGGGCUCCUCCCUUUUAACCUUGCGAGUGGACCGACAGGCUGUGUAAAUGUGUAUAUUUUUGUUUGGAAAUACAGCGUUUGUCUGCUAGCUAAUUUAGCCCCCGUCCGUUGGUAGUGUAAUCGCUAGCGGUGGCUGUCUUAACUGUUAGCCAGUGCAACAAAGCUGGCUAGCGGCUAACGUUAGCGCUGUGCUAGCUCAAUGAAGUGCUAUCAGUCUGUGGUGUAAAGAAAGAUGCAGCAACACUGUUCAAGUUCAGCAAAACACUUCCACAGUGUACAACCGGCACUUGUGAGGCAUGGCUCAGAUGAGGAAGCUGGCAUGUGAAGGCAUCAGGACGAAUUCCCGGGCUGAACCUCAAGUCCCGCUGGUGUCGGCCAGACAGGAGAUCCUCACCAGCCUGGUGUCCGCCCUCGACUCGGUGUGCAUGGCCAUGUCCAAGCUCAACGCUGAGGUGGCGUGUGUCACCGUGCAUGAGGACAGCGUGAUCGCCGUGGGCACUGAAAAGGGACGGGUGUUUCUGAACUCCAGGAGGGAAAUCCAAACAGACUUCUACAAGUUUUGCCGGGUGCCCUGUCUGCAGACUCUGACCGCAGCGAAUGCCCAUACCAAAGUCCAGGAAGGUGAGCUCAGCAAGUUGAGCAAAGAGGGCGAACACGGGAAACCAAGAGCUCCAUCAGAGGCCCAGUCCAACAUCUUUGUCCUGAGGAAGAUGGUGGAGGAAGUCUUCACUGUACUUUACAGUGAGGCUGUGGGAAAGAGCAGCCUGGUCCCUGUGCCUUAUGAGUGGAUCCAGAAGGACCCCAGCUGUGUGGUGGCCCACGGCUUACCAGAGGGAGUCAGCCUGAAGAAACCCUCCGAGUACGACACCAAGACGCUGAUGAAGAUCCUGGAGCAGAGCCAUCGCAUCCAGUUCACCGUCAAGAGGCCUGCAGAAGAUUCGUUAAGAGAGGCCAAGUCCACCACGGACGUCAACCACAACUCCUCCCCAGCGGUUAUGACGCCCAGCAGCCACGGCCCAGGAAAGAUCACCGCGCAGGUAGUCACGUCAUCAAGUCCCGCCUCUUCCAGCAACUCUGUUCUGUCUAGCUUCCUGUACGGCAUGCCCAUGUCGUCCAAGCCGCACCCGGACGGCAAGCUGGACCUCAAGCCCAUGUCGCUGCUCAACCUGGGCAAGGACAGGCUGGGCAGCUGGACAGCAGGCGCAGACAAGGGCACACCUGUCAAGGACUGUGCUAGCAAUGGAGGGACCCAUGACUCAGUGGUGCUGCAGACGAGCAGUGUGAGCAUGCGUCUUAACCAGGGUGCUGCUGGAGACGCAUGGUGCAUCGAUGAGACAACAGGACUACCUGGUGAGCUGGGCCAGAGCCCUCCUGGUAUCCACAUCUCCAAGAGGCUACUCUUCUCAAUAGUACAUGAGAAAUCAGAAAAAUGGGACUCCUUCAUUCGGGAAACUGAAGACAUCAACACGUUGAGAGAAUGUGUUCAGAUCUUGUUCAACAGUAGAUAUGCUGAAGCCCUGGGGCUGGAUCACAUGGUGCCUGUGCCCUACCGCAAGAUAGCAUGUGACCCUGGGGCCGUGGAGAUCAUCGGCAUCCCUGACCAGAUCCCUUUCAAGAGGCCCUGCACCUACGGAGUUCCCAAGCUUAAACGAAUCCUGGAUGAGCGCCAUGGAAUCCGUUUCAUCGUCAAACGAAUGUUUGAUGAAAGGAUUUUCACUGCUGCUGGCAAGGUUGCCAGGGAGGAGGGCAAGCAUGACCUGGGCUCCAUGGCCGAAGACAGUUUCCCUGACAAUCUCAGCAUCCCGCCCACCACAGCAGAGCUGGUCAGCAAUCCUCACAGCAGCAGAUCAGCAAGUGCAUGUGUGAGUCCCUUGGCUGAUUGUGAAGCAGGUCCUUCGGGAGAUUGCAUUCCUGUGAAAAGGAUUAAAACUGAGCCUCCAGAUGGGGAAAUCAUUCAAGUUACAGUGCCAGCAAUACAGAAAAGCUCUGUGUUGGUCUCUCCAGACGCCAGCAUGAGUGGGGAGGAGCCCAGCGAGUCUGUGGCCGAGCCGGUCGUGGCUGCAGCGUGUCCAGCCACGGCCUCGCCCUCCGCCCCCCAUCACCCCAUGGAGAACCACGCAGCUGAAGCUCUGUCACCCAGCGCAGCUGUCCAGGGCAUCAGAAGAUCCUCUGAAGCAGGGAGUCUCGUGGAGGAUAUUGGUGAAAUGAUUCUCCAGCUCCGGAGACAAGUGGAAAGCCUGUUCAGCAUAAAGUAUGCUGAAGCUCUCGGCCUGCCUGAACCGGCCAAGGUACCGUACUCCAAGUUCCAGAUGUACCCAGAGGACCUGUACGUCACCGGGCUGCCGGAGGGAAUCUCUCUGCGGAGGCCCAACUGCUUUGGAGCCGCUAAACUGCGCAAAAUCCUGGCUGUUAGCAAUCAGAUCCAGUUUAUUAUAAAAAGGCCUGAGCUGUUAACCGAGCAAGUAAAACAAGAGAUGCCUUCCAUCCCCGCGGGUGAUUCAGAGCCGGACACCAAGGACGCAGUAACGGUAACAGAGGAUACUGCAGUUGUAUCCAAGAGACCUGGAUUCUCAGACUGCCUGGAGGCCAAGCUGUCCAGAAUCGACCUGGCCAACACGCUGCGAGAGCAGGUCCAAGAUCUGUUCAACAGGAAGUACGGCGAGGCAUUGGGCAUCAAGUACCCCGUCCAAGUGCCUUAUAAGAGGAUCAAGAGCAACCCGGGCUCAGUCAUCAUCGAGGGCCUUCCGCCUGGCAUCCCCUUCAGGAAGCCCUGCACCUUCGGCUCCCAGAACCUGGAGCGGAUCCUCGCGGUCGCCGACAAGAUCUGCUUCACCAUCACCAGACCUUUUCAAGGACUCAUUCCAAAACCAGCACCUCGACGUAUCACUUUACUAAAGAAGGCCUACGCCUCGAUAAGUGAUGAUGAAGAUAUCAACCGCAUGGGGGAGAAAGUAGUCCUUCGCGAGCAAGUCAAAGAACUUUUCAACAAGAAAUACGGUGAGGCUCUGGGCUUAGACCGGUCCGUGGUGGUCCCGUACAAGCUAAUCCGUGCCAGUCCAGAGGCUGUAGAAGUCAGUGGCCUUCCAGACGAUAUUCCCUUCCGAAAUCCCAACACGUACGACGUUGUCUGCCUGGAGAAGAUCCUCCAGGCCAGGGAUGAAAUCACCAUCAACAUCAAGAGUCAGCUUCAGCCUUUUGCAGAAAUCUGUACCCAAUCCUGUAACACAGAAGGAACAGAAGCCUCCACCAAUCGACGCAAGCGCAAGAGAGUCCAGGAGAGCAACCGAGUACCUGUAUCCUCUGAGCUGGGGGUGUCAACCAGUCAGAUUCCAGUGAUGCAAUGGCCCAUGUACAUGGUGGACUACAGUGGUGUGAAUGUGCAAGUUCCCGGCAAAGUCAAAUACUGAAGGACAAAACCUCUAUUACAGCAAAGGGAUAAAAUAAUGAGUUUGUCAAGCUGAUAUUUAUUACUAUUCCCUAUCAAACCUUAACACUUUGCCAGAGUGCUAUGACUAAAAAAAAAAAAAAAAAAAAAAAAAAAAAACUCUACAGACUGAAAAUAGAGACCCGGGGGUUUGACUUUGUGAAUGAUGGCCUAAAAGUGUUGAGGAACAACAAGAAUGUAUGUGGAUCAAAAAGUUGCAGGGCAAAAGCUUGGAUUGUUUUUGUCUCCCACGAGCCCACACAGUGCUGGCAAGACAACUGUCAUUUUUUUAAAAAAACUUUUAUUUUUAAAGCCGAUAAUUCUGGUUUUAAAAAAAAAAAAGAUAAAAAAAAAAAAAAGCUCAAUACUGUAUUUGCCCUUGCAUUUACCAAGUGUCCAUCCAUUGAGGUCACGCCGUUGGAUCCAACCUGGAAAUAUUCGGUCGCGAUGUUAUUACUGACAACACACACACACACACACACACACACACACACACACACACACACACACACACAAGUCUUUGAUAGCAAUCUGGUUCCAUAAUAUUCAGAUGUUUGUACUUUUUAUUUAUUAUAUUUAUUGAAAUAUAACAUGAUGUGCAGGGAUGUAAAAUACAUUAUUCUGUAAUACAGCUCCUCGAGGAACUAUCAGAACACUAACACAGAUGCUACUAGUAACUCAGUACCUACAGGUAACCGCUGAAAACGAAACAAACACACCGACAAUUAAGUGUCUUAAUUGGGUGUUGGGCCGACCACAAGCCAUCAGGACGCCGAAGGAGACAAAAUGCCUUCCAGACAGGUAGAGACUCUCCCGUCCCGCUGGUGGGAGUUCACCUGCAGCCGCAGCAGCAGCAGCACUAGAAUCGAGACAUCAGAGAAAAACCUCCUCACACUUCAUAUGUUAGCACAUUAACAGUAUGUAAAAUAUCUCAUUUAAAGUCAAACUGAAUGUAACAUGUAAAGGAAAGAAUGGUAUGUGUUAUUCUGCGAUGACUGUCUCUGGACUAACGAUAUUUAAUAUGCUGUACCUUAACGCCAAUUAGGCCUUUGAAAUAAAAUGUGUUGCCUUG